This is a messenger RNA of Dunckerocampus dactyliophorus (ringed pipefish), 11931 nucleotides long. It is a transcript of the gene znf462, whose product is annotated as zinc finger protein 462. The transcript is spliced from 14 exons. Gene Ontology annotation, cellular component: nucleus. NCBI's taxonomy places the organism in Eukaryota, Metazoa, Chordata, Actinopteri, Syngnathiformes, Syngnathidae. Gene Ontology annotation, biological process: regulation of gene expression. The coding region runs from base 557 to 8008 and encodes 2483 amino acids. The record is from RefSeq and is a predicted model, not a curated record.
GCGCGCCGACUAGGGCUCCGGGGUUAGCAGCUAGCUCCCUCCGCGUUUGAAUGUGUGUGUGUGUGUGCGCGCGCGCGCGUGUGUGUGUAUGUGCGUGUGUGCCCCCAUGAAGGAUGAGCUUCUCGAGCGUCCAUCCCGCCGAUGCUCCCUCGUCUCUUGGCCAACUCUUGCGCACCCUCUGGUGCUCGCUCGCCGCCUGCCGAACUUCUCCUUCUUCUCCUCCUCCUUUGUGUGGCCCUCUCGUCACGUUAUCAUUGUUGUUGUGUUGGUGGUUGUCUUCUUCCUCCUCCUCCUCCUCGCUGAUUGAGAGCUCGGCGGAGGAGCUCAGGUCAUCUGCAGCUGAGGCGAAGAAGAAGAAGAAGAAGAAGAAGAAGAAGAAGAAGAAGGAGGAGAAGCAGGAAAGAUGGCGAUCAGCCACUACUAGCCGGAUCGGACGCACGCAUGAGACACAACUUUGGAGGUGACGGCGAAGAUUGUAGCGAAACUCAGCUUCCUCAAUAUCCAACAGUGCAAAUUGUUUCCCUGACUUUCCAGGGAGUGCUUUCCCUGUUCAGUUAUGGAGGUACUGCAGUGUGAUGGCUGUGACUUCCGCGCCGAGUCGUAUGACGACCUGAAGACCCACAUUCAGGAAGUGCACACGGCCUUCCUGCAGCCGGCGGAUGCAGACGAGUCUGACUCACUGAAAGACGACGACGACGACGAGGAGGAGGAAGAAGAUGAUGACAAGGAGGAGGAGGAAGCGGCAGCACAGGAAACUGGGGACAAGCGUGACAAGGAUUACACACCGACUAAAACUGGAAUGAGUCCCAACUCUGCAGACAGCUCCAGCAAGGCAUCGCAGAAGCAAACCUCUGAAACCCAUCUGCUGUUUUACCAGUGCAAGUUCUGCGUCCGUUAUUUCAGAUCCAAGGUGUUCUUGAGGAACCACACCAAGAAGGUGCACAAUGUCAUUGAGGAGGGUGCGGUGGCGCCUGUCUCCUCGCAGACUGCUGUGGAACACAGUGACAAUUCCAAAGUUUACUCGUGUCAGUAUUGCACAUACAAGUCUCCACGCAAAGGGAGGAUGAUCAAACACCAUGUUAUGUGUCAUAGCAAAGUUCCCUUGGACAGUUCCAGAGUUCCUUCGGAGAAUACUGAGCCAGACGAGGAGUCGGAUUCAUCCGGAAGACUCAUGAGGGGGACAUUUGCCUGUGAGUGGUGUGACUAUCAGACAGACCAGAAGGCCGGCUGGACUAGUCACGUGUUCAAGGAACAUGGCGACAAGGUCAAGAUAGUUUCCUGCAAUUCCGAGCCAGAAGGGGAUGCAAGUGUGAGCUCGUUGAAAGUAGGUUCCCCAUCCCAAAGCGCGACUGCAUCAAAGACAGCUUUGACUGAUGGAUAUGUGGAGUCCCCAGAAAAAAUGCUUGAAUCAACGCAGAGUGGUGCAGGCGCACCCAUCACCAAGAACGUGGAAAAUAGUGGCAUUGAGACAGGUGUCAAUAUACUGAAUGACGAGGACUCCAGGAGCAGCUUAGAGGAAGACGAAGACUUGGUUGAUAUAGAUGAUGAUCCUAACUACACUGGAACGCUGUCUGCAGACGCAAAGCAGCUUUUAUCAGACGAGGACAAUAAACUGCUGGAGACUAAAGGCAUACCCUUCAGGAAGUACAUGAACCGUUUCCAAUGCCCCUUUUGCUCCUUCCUCACCAUGCACAGGCGCAGCAUCUCGCGUCACAUCGAGAACAUUCACCUCUCUGGUAAAACCACAGUAUAUAAAUGUGAUGAAUGCCCGUUUAUUUGCACCAGCCCUCAUAAAUUAGGCACUCACAAACAGAGCCACAGUUCAUCAGACAUGGAGACCUUGGACCUGACAAGCGAUAGCCCAGAACCUCAUAAUGACAGCGCGGCAGAGCCAGUCAAUGGGGGUAAUGUAAGCAAAAUGAAUGGAAAAAAGCCAACCAGCACAUUGAACGACCAGCAGAACCCCCAUCGGUGCACGCUUUGCAGCUACUCCACCACCACUCUGAAAGGUCUGCGGGUCCACCAGCAGCACAAGCAUUCCUACUGUGAUGACGUGGAUCCCACUGUCUUUGAAAGCCAGUUGGCUGACCAGCAGGAUGCUGAAGUAACAGCAUUGCCGACCUGUCUACAAAAAACACAGACUUCCAUUUUAGGGCUCGCCACCAAAAAACCCUUAGUAACUGGGAAAAGGGCGAGGAAGUCCAUCAACGACUUGCCUUUGGAUUUGUCCUCAGUCAAAAAGCGAACUAGAAUCGACGAAAUUGCUAGCAACCUUCAAAGCAAAAUAAGCCAAAGCCAGCAGGACUUGAUCAUCAAACUGGAUGACAUGGAUGAUGAGGACAUUGCAGACAACUAUGUGAGUGCUGACAAAGUGGGCAGAAACCAAGACGACAAAAAUGCCAUCUUCACUUACAACAUAGAGCAGCCUCAUGCAAGGGAAUUGGCUCAUAAGGGAGGCAGAAUAGGAAAAAGAAAAAGCAACCCUAAGUCAAAAUCCAGGAGCCUACCUCUGUCGUUGACUCUUUCUGAUGAUAGUGAAAACAUUUCAGGUGAUAUCAUGGACAGUAGGGAGGUCACCCAUGAAAACAGCGACUAUUCAGAGGAGCCUGGAACCACACGUUUCUACUGUAAACACUGUGAUUACCACAACAAGUCAGCACGUAGCGUCAGCACUCAUUACCAGAGGAUGCACCCUUAUGUCAAAUUCAGCUUUAAGUACAUUCUGGACCCUGAGGACCAAAGCGCAGUCUUCCGCUGCUUGGAGUGCUACAUUGAAUACAACAACUACAACGACCUACACCAACACUACAUGGAUCACCACCCAGAAGCAAGCAACGUGCUCAACUUCAACCAGCCCAAUCUGGUCUACAUGUGCCGCUUUUGUUCCUACACCAGCCCCAAUGUCCGAAGCCUCAUGCCCCACUACCAAAGAAUGCAUCCCACCGUUAAGAUCAACAACGCCAUGAUUUUUUCCAGCUAUGUUGUGGAGCAGGCCCACAAAACAUCUGAAUCCCAAACUCUGAGGGAGAUAUUAAACUCUGGCCCCAAAAGUUUUAACUCUGCCAGCUCCACUCCAAGGUCCUCCUCAAGUCCGGUGCUCAAAACUGUGUCUAAGACCCCCAAAGCUGCCACAGAGAUAGAUCCCCUCAAGGAAGCAAUGGGAGGCAAUGUUGUUGUAUAUGAUUGUGAUGUGUGUACCUUUUCUAGCCCCAACAUGCACUCUGUUUUGGUUCACUAUCAAAAGAAACACCCAGAGCAAAAGGCAUCUUAUUUCCGUAUACAGAAAACCAUGAAGGUCGUCUCCGUGGAUCAGCCCAUCACUAACACUUCGUUUAACCUGAGCACAUCAACCCCCGUGAAACAGUCAAGCGCAGCACUGUAUGGAUCAGAUGAAGAUAUGUUCUACUGUAAACAUUGCGUAUACAGCAACAAAUCUGUUGUGGGCGUGUUGGUCCAUUACCAAAAGAGACACCCCGAAGUAAAAGUGACAGCAAAAUAUAUCAAACAAGGUGCCCCCACUCCUGGUUUGAUGAAACUGAUGGACGAAUUGCAAAUAGCGGCACCUAAACAGUUGAUGACGCAAUAUCAAAACAAUGGUCAUGAUGGAUCCAACAACUCAAGCCCUAAACUAGGAGACAAAUGUGAAGACGAGCUGUUCUUUUGUCAGCACUGUGAUUAUGGAAACCGGACUGUAAAAGGAGUGCUCAUUCAUUACCAGAAGAAGCACAGGGAAACUAAGGCGAACGCCGACCUCGUGCGUCGUCACACCGCGGUUGUACGGAGUCAACGUGAACGUGCGCAAUCCAGCAGCUUUGCUUCCACCGUGGUUGCCCCGGCCCCUCCACCAGACCCUGAUAAUACUACUCCCUUGCGUUCCCUGAAGUGCAGACACUGUUCCUACACGUCCCCUUAUGUGUAUGCCCUCAAAAAGCAUCUGAAGAAGGAUCACCCCGCCGUGAAAGCCACAGCCAUGACCAUUUUACACUGGGCUUACCAAGAUGGCAUCUUGGAGGCUGGCUAUCACUGUGAGUGGUGCAUUUACUCCCACGCUGAACCCCAAGGCUUGCUGCUCCAUUACCAAAGACGCCACCCUGAGCAUAAUGUGGAUCUUGCCUAUAUGGCAAGCAAGCUGUGGGCUGGGCCAGAGACCACCGAACAAGGGGGGAACCUUGAAACUAAACAUUACAAAUGUAGAGAUUGUGCCUUUGAGGCCUGCACAAUAUUUGACAUAACAAGUCACUAUCAGGCAGUGCACCCAUGGGCAGUUAAAGGGGAUGAAUCUGUACUUUUGGAUAUUAUUAAAGGGAAAGCUGAGAAGAGCCCCAAAGAAUCUUACACUUCUAUAGAGGACGAUGGCGCCCUGUUUGUUGCCAUUCCACCUUCAGACAGCAACCCCCAUCGCCCUCACCCACGUCUCUCUAUAUCCACUAAUCCCUAUCAGUGCACCGUGUGUAUGUCGGAGUACAACAGCCUCCAUGGUCUCCUCACCCACUAUGGAAAAAAGCACCCUGGGAUGAAAGUCAAAGCGGCAGACUUUGCACAGGAGGCCGACAUCAACCCCAGUUCUGUUUACAAGUGUCGCCACUGUCCCUAUGUAAACUCCCGUAUCCACGGCGUCCUCACACACUAUCAGAAAAGGCACCCUUUAGUGAAAGUUACGGCGGAGGACUUCGCCAAUGACAUUGAGCAAAUCGUGGACAUCAAUGAGGCUGACGACAAGAACAAGACCCAAAGGCAAGGCUAUGGUGCGUACAGGUGCAAAAUGUGCUCGUAUACGCACGGGACGCUGGAGAAACUCAAAAUCCACUAUGAGAAGUAUCACAAUCAGUCAGCCACCGAAAUUUUCACCCCAGGGUUGACAAAUUUCUCAGUCGGCCAAGACACAGAGCCCAUUGCAGAAUGCAGUGCCAGUCAUGUAUCAAGCACAGCCAAAGUCCAGGAGGUCGGUGAAGUUGACUUUACCCUCGCGCAGCUACCCGUCAAUAAGCCCGAGAAGCACACCAUCUUUAAGUGUCAGCUCUGCAAGUACUUCUGCUCCACUCGCAAAGGCAUCGCCCGCCACUACCGCAUCAAGCACAACAACGUCCGCGCUCAACCGGAGGGUAAAAACAAUGUCUUCAAAUGUGCUCUGUGCUCAUACACAAACCCCAUUCGUAAAGGUUUGGCAGCACAUUACCAAAAGCGCCACGAUAUUGACGCAUACUACACCCACUGUCUGGCUGCUUCCAAGACUAUGAGCGAGAAACCCAACAAAUUGACGAUACCGCCGCCAUCCGAAGGGGAGACCUCGGAGAUGAGCGAAGAGCUGCGCUUGGCCGUAGAGAGACGAAAGUGUUCACUUUGUGCCUUCCAGGCAUUUAGCAGGAAGAGCAUCGUGGCACACUACAUUAAACGCCAUCCAGGCGUCUUCCCUAAGAAGCAGCACGCCAGCAAGCUUGGUCGCUACUUUACUGUCAUCUAUGCCAAAGAACCAGAAAAAACAGAGGAUAGUCCUAUGGAAACAGAAGAUAGAGAGCUGCUGGAGGACGCUCCAGAAGCCGAGCAGGACGGCGACGGAGAUUGGCUACCAUUUAAGUGUUUCAAAUGCUACCGGUUGUCCUUCAGCACUGGCAGGCUGCUGUCUAUGCACUACAAUGACCACCACAGCUCCGACUUCAAGAGGGACUUUGCGAUGUCGCCGGACCCUGUGGAUGAGAACUCAGAGUGGUUCCAUUGUUCGCAUUGCGAGCUGAAGUUCCUGGCCCUCCCUAUGCUUGCCACACAUCUGCUGAACCACAAUGAGGAGUUUGAGAAGAGGGUCACCAGGCAGGAGAGGAGGAAGCAGCUUCUCAGCAAACACAAAGCAGUAGAUGUACUGGAGAGCAAGCCUGAGAAGGAAAGCUGUGCAAACAAAGCUCCUGUAGGCUUCAGGUGUAACUUCUGCAUGGAGGUCCAUCCUACCCUGCGAGCCAUCUGCAAUCACCUGAGGAAGCAUGUCCAGUAUGGAGAGGUCAAAGAGGGACAUGUGAAGAAGGAAGUCAGCGAGGUUCCGCUGACUGCAUCGUCACAGAGGCUAGUCAAUGGUGACGUGGAAAAUGAUGAAGCAGCAAGCCUUGAGGGGCCCGCCAAUGACGCGACAGACCCCAUCUCCAUCCCUGCGGGCUCCCCUGUUGCCACAGAGACACCGGAGCCAGAGCUGAAUGCUGUCGAGGGGAGGGCAGCUACCUUGGUGGCUGCAGCCAGGGCCUCAGUGUCAGGGGCCUUGCUCAAGCAACGGCUGGCAACAGGAGGCCAUCCGUGUGCCCAGUGUGACCGAGUCUUCAUGUCCAUGCAGGGACUAAGGUCCCAUGAGAGGAGUCACUCGGCCAUGGCCAUGCUCAGCAGAGAGGACAAAUAUAGCUGCCAGUACUGCCAGUUUGUCUCACCCUUCAGACACAAUCUGGACAGACACAUGCAGUCUCACCAUGGGCACCACAAGCCCUUCAAGUGCAAACUCUGCCCCUUUAAGUCUGCCUACGUGAGCCGCUUGAAGAGCCACAUACAUAAGACGCACACUGGCGAGCAGCACACAUACAAGUGCUUGUCCUGCCCCUUCUCUUCCAUGACCAUCAGCCAGCUGAAGGAGCACUCUUUGCAGGACCACGGCGAGGCUCUAACCCUGCCCAAACUGCGGGCCGCCAACCAGGCCGCUCACGCUGCUCUGAGGACCACCCGGCUGACCACCAAUGCCGAUCAGAAUCCUGGAGAAACUCUGGAAGACCCGUCAUACUGGGAGCAGGAGGAUUUUUGCGAGCAGCUCAGUCAUUAUCAGGUCUCUUCUCGCGGUCAUGUGUCGUCCUCUUCGACCCACGGCUUGGCCGACAAUCGCCCGGACAACAUCCUCACCUGCGAGUUCUGCGAGUUCAGCUCCGGGUACAUGCAGAGCCUGCGUCGGCACUACAGGGACCGUCACGGUGGCAAGAAGCUCUUUAAGUGCAAGGACUGCUCUUUUUUCACCUGCUACAAGAAUACUUUCACCACGCACGUGGAGGCAGGUCACAACAACAAUGCACCAGAGGACAUUCAGAAAGACCUUUGCUGUCCUCUCUGUCUCUACCACACCAAAUACAAGAGCAGUAUGAUCGACCACAUUGUCCUUCACAAAGAGGACCGCAUGAGUCCCCUGGAGGUGAACCGCUCCAAGCUGUCGCGUCACCUCCAAGGCCUGGUGUUCCGCUGCCACAAGUGCACCUUCACGUGCUCCAGCGAUCAGGCCCUACACCUCCACCUGCAGAAGCACGUGGAAGUCAAGCCCUACCAGUGCCAGCUGUGCUACUACGACAGCCGACGCCGCAGCCAGCUCGAGGAGCACCUCCGCCUCGAGCACAAGGUCAUACGUAACUUUGAGCUGAUGGGCCGCGUCAACUUGGACCAGCUGGAGAUGAUGAAGGAGCAUGAAAGCAGCAGCGAGGGGGAUGAAGUGGAAGAAGCACAGGAGGAUAACGACGGGAUGGAGAUGGCGGUCGAUGGAAGUGCUGCUGUUGCUGUGGAGGGGGAGGAAGGGGAGGAAGAUGAAGGCAUGGAAGUGAUGGAAAACCCAGGAGAGGAAGAAGGAGGCAUGGAGGAUGAAGAGCGGGACGGUAGCAUCAAAGAAGAAGAGGAGGGAUUCAAGGAGAUGGAGGAAGACAGGCCUGCCCUACAAGAAGUCCUUGCUUCUCCAAGCAGUAGUAGCAGCAGCAGCAACAGCAGCGAGAAGGGCGAGAAGCGUCUUCCUUGCGAGUUCUGUGGACGCUGCUUCACUAACAAUUUAGAGUGGGAACGUCAUGUCCUUCGCCACGGCAUGAUGGUGAACAACAAUCAGCUGGACACCAGCACAAACUCCACAAUGGAGGCCUCCGCUCUGUCUUCCCUCUCCUCCACAUCCAUCGACACCGGACUGGACCUUUCCGGCAACCGGGAAGAGAAUCAGAACCCUUCGGAUCUAUCGCAAAAUCAGUGCCAGGACAACAAAGAGACGCUUGACACCAAAAAAGAUCAGCAGCUGGGUUGACCAGACUGGGGACCCUCUUGGGACAUGAAGGUUAGGUCGAAAUAGGAUGUUAAAUUAAAAAAAAAUAAUAAUUAAAAAAAAGAUUUAAAAGUGAAAAAAACAUUUUAUGAGUUGGCGCAUUAUUAGAUUGUAGGUGUUACAUAUAUAAGUAUUAGGUUGUGCUGCUUAAAAAAAAAGGCGGAGCUCCUUAAUUAAAUGGGCGGUCCCCUAGGACAGAUUUUUAAUAUAUUGGUAACCAAUAGUGAACUUUUAUUACCGACAUUCUGGUCAAAACUACAGUGAAAGAAACCAACCUAUAUUAAACUAUUUAUAGAGAAUGUUGUCCAAAAUAAUCCAAUUGAGCUAAUCGAAGCACCUUUUACACCCGCUUAAUCACAAAAGAUGAUAAAAGAGGUAAAUGUGAGCAUUUUAAGGAUUGGCCCAAUGUAGAAGCUACCUUUUAUCUUAUUUUCCCAUUGAAGCCUUGUGUUUGAAAACCUUGAGUAAGGCUUGCACCUUAUCUAUUUUCCUACGUUUGCAAAUCCUCAUUGGUAGAACUGAUGACAAUUUACCACCCAUGUUUUUUGUAGCAAAUUGCUAUCUUUAGAUCCCUUAAUAUGAUUAUACUACGUAUAAGCCUUCAGCCUGUGGCACCCUUCGUGUUUGGACUGUACUGUUUUGUUGUUCCGUAAUUUCACUGAUGAAAAAUAGUGGAUAUUGGAUUAAACCCUAACCCUGUGAGACGUUGUUUUCCAGUCCGUCAUGAUUUAAGCUGUGCACCCGGGGGAUGUACGCAACAUGUUUCAUUCACACUCAUGGAUAAGAGGACAGUUGGUAUCUUGAUUAAGGCGCAAAGGUUGCACUUGUCUUUUUUACUAGGAGGCCAUUUGGAUUAUUUGAUGGUUGAAACUGUGUGGAUUUGUUAAUGGCGUGCAGUAUCUGGCUGAAUCCAGCAGGGGUGCUGUUGCUUCGACUAGUUUGCUGUCUCCAGAAGACAACAUGAUGUCGCCUAUUGAAAUAGAUAGAGAACACUAUGACUGGAAACAGGAGUUCAGAACAUUUACAGGAGACUCCUUUUAUCUGUGAAUGGGGAAAAGUUGUGUUUUGUUGGGCUGUUCGUUUACAUGGCAAACAUUUGCAAGUGUGUCUCAACGUGGAAGCUUUAGAACAGUGCUUCUCCAACUUUUUACACCCAAGUACCACCUCAAAAAUGUGCCACCGUUUUUUGCUGCUUCCACUAGUGAUGCGCGAUACCACUGAUUUUGUUUCCAAUCCGACACUCAGGCCGGUAUGACCGAUACCGAUCUGAUAAAUUGUGCAACUACACCUAAUGUUAAAAAGUGGUGUAUUUCAAAUCAUAGCAUAAAGAAUACAAGAUGUGUAAAUUAUUUAAUUUUAAUUAUUUAAUUUAAUUUUAAGUAUAUUGGGGUAGCUAAUAUACAACAACAGGGGAAAAAAAGAGGACAAAACUAUAUAAAAUAUGUGAAAAUUUAUUUUAAACAAUAAAAAAAGAAAAUAAGUAAAAUAAUAAAUCCAUUAAAAUAAAUGAUUAAUUAGUAAGAACACUUUCUUCACAAUUCACACAUGGCUUCAUUUAUGGUCGACUGUCGUAUCAACAGACUGAGACUGACGGAGCACUGUGCUUACGCAUUACGCACUUCCUCAGGUGGAAGAAGUAGUAGUUCCCACCAACUGGGUAUCAUUUAGACAAGAUUUAAAUCAUUUAAUUAUGUUUCACUGUGUUCCUGUUGAUGACGUACAUGACUUCAAAUGACUGUAGUAUCAAAAGUAUCGAUAUUUUGAUUUGAGAAUCGAAUUGACAGCUUACUAUCACAGUUGUUGAAGCCAACUGUGUGGCUUACACUUGCAGGUUAUUGGCUUGUGGUAUAUGAUGCGAGUUAAACAUUCAUAUUUCAGCCAAGGAAAACAGAAUGUGAAUUUAAGUUUUUGAUUAAUAAAUGUGUAUUUGUGGACCACUUUGUACACAUUUCAUGUGUCCCUGCGUACCACAGAACCACUUGUUUUAGGAAAUGCGUUCAUGUCAACUCAAAAAACCACGCAUGUGUCAGAAAAAGUCACAUACAUACUUCCCAAAAGCAGUUGGUAGUGUUUCUUUACAAAAAUGACAUUGCCCUCUAGUGGCCUGGCAUACAUACUACAGUGGUUUUGCAGGGUGAGACGACUAGUUCUGACAACCUUGUGCAUGAGCUGUUUUACUAUGUGGUAAACAUACCCUAGGUGUGUUAAAACAGGCUUCAUCGCUUGACAUUAUUUACAUAUCGGCCCGCAUUUAAGACGAUCCCCCUCUUUUAAGACCCAUUUUUGAAAGUAUUUUUCAAACGAGACAAAAAUUAACCUUGUUUUAAAUAUCAGUGAAAUAACUGAUAGGAUAUAUUUGGUAAUGGUCAUAUUUGUUCUGUUUCACGGGUCUCUCCAGGUCACUGGUGUGUGUGUGUGUGAUGGGAAGAAAAGCUUUGACUCACUUGGAGAGAAGUAGUGCAGUGUGAUCUGCUGGUUGUAUAAAUCUGUAGACUCUAAAAUAUAAGCUGAUUUGUCGUUAGACUUUUUUUUAUAGCGAGAGCAUAAAAGAUAUAUAUGUUAUAAUAAAAAGACAAGUGCAACCUAGACAGAAAAAGCCUUGCUUCUGCUAUCAUUUGACUUUUAAACUGUUGUCAUUCCCGUCCUCCUUUUCCUUCCCCGUGUCAUAGUCUGCUUUUACGUUAAUGUUUCUCUUUUUGUAGAUGAAGAUUUCAUGUUUGACAUAAAAAAACCAACAAAAAAACAGUAGGCAGAGAUUGUAUUAUGUUGUAAGUUGCUGCUCGAACGCCCUAAAGCCUUAUGAGGAAACAAAUAGCAAUCAAAUUUCAGUCCAAAUUUCCAGAUAGCCGAUGACUACAUUUUGAUCGCAUUUAGUCGAGAUGAGGAAUACAUUUUAUCGUUACUGAACUGGUUCUCCAGCCUGCUGUGUGCGCUGCUGUGACCCUCUUUUUCAAAAAGGGAAAUCUGCUAUCUGUUGUCGGAACUUCCGUUUGCAGCCAUGUACAGAAAACUACUUGUUAAGUGGUGAACUGUGGUGUUUCAGAAAGGAUACACUAAGUCCCUUUUUUUUGUUUCGUGUUUUUUGUUUUUUUAUAAAUAUGAUAUUUGGGAGUUUUGGGGAUUCUCGAUCCAAUACCCUGCUGUACAAAGUCCAUUUAAAAUGGAAAAAUGUCUCCAGAUAGGAAGAUCAAUGUGGUACAAUUAAUUUUGAAUAGGAACAACAUGGUAAGAACAAGUAUAUAUCCAGUAGGCAACCCGUCGAUUACUCCGAAGAUCCGCCUCCCGCCUAAUCUAGUCACUUGUAUCCGUCAUCGUGGUUGACAGAAGAUUGGGAAUGUAUCAGCCUAUCCAUGCUCCCUUUUCACCGACGUUAUCCUAUCACUGUACCUGUUGGGUUGGCGCUUGAGUUUUGCGUUUUUGACACAGCCAGCUUGUAGUUUUCUGAAACCUUUUGUGGUAUCAUUAAAAGGCAGCUCCUACGAUUGUUGACCAGAUGUUGCAUUAUCAUUAUCGUGACAAUCGUAGAAAUGAGGCUGUCAACCCCAAAACCCAUUUGUUGUUCUGUGAUCUUUUGAGUAGUACGUGACUUACGAAUCCCCAGUCUGUUUUUGACUGUACACCCAAAAGUAGCGUCCCUGCUGACAACACACUGGAUACUUUGUACAUAUGUUUAGUUUUUGUUUUCAAUGUUGUUUUCUGUUUGUUUUUUUGGCUCCAUAGGUUGACGCUAGAAUCUGUCCUUCUUGCCUUUCUUCUCGUAUAAAUCUUGAUUACCUGAUGGUGGGUUGUGAUGUUGCCUAGGAUGAUUGUUUACAAUUUUAUUCCAUUUAUCUCUGGAUAUUCUGUAAAUAUUGUAAUUCAUUGUCUUUUUUUAACUUGAUAAUAAAGUUAUCAGAUAAUGGUCA